UUUUAGUGCAGAAACGUUUGAGACGCGAACGGAGAGCCAGAAGGCAACUUCAAGAGCAGUUCGAGGUGGAGGUGAAGAGACGUCUUCAGAUGGAAGAAGCCCUGAGGGCCGCCGGUGCCGGGGAACAAAUACGGAUCAUAAACGAGAACUUCGCUGCCGACAACGAGCAGAAGCUGAACAACCAGAAGAACAACAACAAUUCUGUGCCGAAUCAGAUACAGGACCGCAUCGAGCGUCCGCAGGACAACAGAGAUUGCAGCUCUCCCACCAACUAUCCCCAGAAUCUUCAUCAAUCCCAACAGCAGCAACAGAGGGAACAGCAACAGCAGCAGGUGACGUCGGAAACGAAACCUUGGGGUUACUCUGGCAUAGACCUGAUAAAUUCCGGCGCCGCAUUCUGGCAGAAUUAUUCUGAAUCGUUGGCACAGGAACUGGAAUUGGAGAGGAAAUCCCGGCAGCAGCAAGUCGAACGCGACGUCAAAUCACCUCUUCAGGACCGCUCAGCUUACUACAAGAAUUCAGUUCUGUUCACGAGCAGUGCGACUUAAAUAAACGUGAGACCAAGACGUGAAUUUUUAUUCCCCAAAACAUGAGUAUCAUACGGUAACAUCAU
Nicrophorus vespilloides is the source of this 613-nucleotide messenger RNA. RefSeq lists its product as uncharacterized. The annotation marks the transcript as partial. The record is from RefSeq and is a predicted model, not a curated record. Lineage: Eukaryota; Metazoa; Arthropoda; Insecta; Coleoptera; Silphidae. The transcript has 3 exons.